CACUCCCCUGGGCUGGCCUCCUGCACUGGGCGCUAACAGUCCAGGCUCCGGGGACAGCCAGCGUUCCUGGCCGGCUGGGUGCAGCUCUCUUCUCAGGAGAGAAAGCUCUCUUGGAGGAGCUGGAAAGGUGUGGGCCCAGGUGCUGGGGACACCGAUGAAUAAAACUGAGUUUCUGUCUUCAAGAAGCUCCAAGUCUACUGAGUGUAGCAGAGAACAGGGAGAAGUCACUUCAGGGAGAAGACGUAGCACAUGCAAAGCCCAAGAAGGCAGGACGGAAGCUUCCUGUCUGUGCAGGAGGAUGAAGGAAGAGGGUGCCUGACCCGGCCAUGCUGGCGCUGCUGUGUUCCUGCUUGCUCCUGGCAGCCGGUGCCUCGGAUGUCUGGAUGGGAGAGGACCUGGCGGAGCAGAUCAGAGACACGCACGCCAAGGUCUCUGAUAUCUGGCAGAAGCUCACGCAGCGGCAGGACGACGACGACGCGCUCCACGCCACCUGCCAGGUGCAGCCCUCGGCCACACUGGACGCCGCGCAGCCCCGGGUCACCGGCGUGGUUCUGUUCCGGCAGCUCGCGCCCCGUGCCAAGCUCGAGGCCUUCUUCGACCUGGAGGGCUUCCCGGCCGAGCCGAACAGCUCCAGCCGCGCCAUCCACGUGCACCAGUUCGGGGACCUGAGCCAGGGCUGCGAGUCCACCGGGCCCCACUACAACCCGCUGGCCGUGCCGCACCCGCGCCACCCGGGCGACUUCGGCAACUUCGCGGUGCGCGACGGCCGCCUCUGGAAGUACCGCGCCGGCCUGGCCGCCUCGCUCGCGGGCCCGCACUCCAUCGUGGGCCGGGCCGUGGUGGUUCACGCAGGCGAGGACGACCUGGGCCGCGGCGGCAACCAGGCCAGCGUGGAGAACGGCAACGCGGGCCGGCGGCUGGCCUGCUGCGUGGUGGGGGUGUGCGGCCCCGGGCCCUGGGCGCGCCACGCGCAGGAGCACUCGGAGCGCAAGAAGCGGCGGCGCGAGAGCGAGUGCAAGGCCGCCUGAGCGCGGCCCCACCCGGCGGCGGCCAGGGACCCCCGGCGCCCCCCUCUGCCUUUGAGUUUCUCCAACAGGCACCCUCCUCCCUGGGAUCUCACCUUCGCCUUUGCUGAAAUCUCCCCGCAGCGCUCCCCGCCCAGGUCUCCCCUAUGUGCGCCGAGACCCUCCACCCUUUCCAUCCAGAGAACCGCCCGACCCUCGGAGUCCCCCACUCAGUGGGUCGAGGGCCUCCAUUUGUACUGAAACACCCCGCCCACGCUGACAGCCUCCUAGGCUCCCGGAGGCCUCUUUCCACCCGGUCCCUCCUCCCCUACCCCAUAAGCCCUGAGUACCCGCCUCUGACCCUCCUCCCCCACCCCAUAAGCCCUGAGACAACACCUCUGACCCUCCUCCCUCACUCUAGAAACCCUGAAUCCCCGCCUCUGACCUGACAAUCUUCCCUCUUCCCGCCUUCAGAUUCCUCCUAGGCGCUCGCUCGGAGGCCCCUCUGGGGGGUUACCUAGAGUCCCCUUACCCCUUCCCACCCACCACCGCUCCCGCGGCCAGCUGGCCGGUGCAGCGGAAGUCAGGCCAACUGCCCGGCGUCCUGAGCUGUUUCCCAUCCACCGCCACCCCACUGAGAGCUGUUCCUUAGGGGGGAUGUUAGGCAAUCUUCAUAUUGCACAUUAAAAAUUCAGCAAUUCA
This is a messenger RNA of Callithrix jacchus (white-tufted-ear marmoset), 1706 nucleotides long. NCBI's taxonomy places the organism in Eukaryota, Metazoa, Chordata, Mammalia, Primates, Cebidae. The record is from RefSeq and is a predicted model, not a curated record.